UUUUCUCUCUCUCUCUCUCUUACUACACAGACACAUACAGCCAUGUAUAGGGUGGCAAGUGCGUCGCAGUACCUAGCGAUCACCGGCGUCGGCAUAGACGACAUAAAGCUAGAAAAGAAGGCAUGGAUCCUUCCCGGCCAGUCCUACACCGUCUUCGACAUCUCCCCUGUAAACUAUACCUUCGAAGUCCAGGCCAUGAGUGCCGAGAAGCUCCCCUUCAUCCUCCCUGCCGUUUUCACCAUUGGUCCCCGAGCCGACGACGAGACCAGCCUCCUCAAAUACGCCAAGCUCAUGUCCGCCCACGACAAGCUCUCUGCCCACGUUAAAGAGCUCGUUAAAGGAGUAAUCGAGGGUGAAACUCGUGUACUCGCAGCAUCAAUGACCAUGGAAGAGAUCUUCAAAGGCACCAAAGAAUUCAAACAAGAAGUCUUCGAGAAGGUCCAGCUUGAGCUUAACCAGUUCGGCCUUUUGAUCUAUAAUGCUAAUGUGAAGCAGCUGGUGGACGUGCCUGGCCAUGAGUACUUCUCCUACCUCGGCCAGAAGAUCCAGAUGGAGGCCGCCAAUCAGGCCAAAGUUGACGUGGCGGAAGCAAAGAUGAAAGGUGAGAUUGGAUCCAAGGCUCGUGAAGGGAAGACACUGCAGAACGAAGCUAGGAUCGAUGCAGAGACAAAGAUUAUAGCAACGCAGAGGCAGGGAGAUGGGAAGAAAGAAGAGAUUAGAGUGAAAACCGAGGUGAAGAUAUUCGAGAACCAGAGAGAGGCUGACGUUGCCGAGGCGAACGCGGAGCUGGCGAUGAAGAAAGCUGGGUGGGCUCGGCAGUCUCAGCUGGCGGAGGUGGAAGCAGCCAAGGCGGUGGCCAUUCGGGAAGCGGAGUUGCAGAAGGAGGUGGAGAGGAUGAACGCGUUGACACGAACAGAGAAACUCAGGGCCGAACUACUGAGCAAGGCCAGUGUCGAGUACGAGACCAGGGUACAAGAAGCAAACUGGGAGCUAUAUAAGAAACAAAAGGCAGCAGAAGCAGUGCUAUAUGAGAAGGAAAAGGAAGCUGAGGCACAGAAAGCAAUUGCAGAGGCAGCUUUCUUUGCUCGUCAACAAGUUGCAGAUGGAGAGCUCUAUGCAAAGAAGAAAGAGGCCGAAGGAAUAAUGGUGCUCGCCCAAGCUCAAGGUGUUUACCUACGCACCCUCCUAGAAGCCCUAGGAGGCAAUUACAAUGCAUUAAGAGACUACAUGAUGAUCAACAAUGGCAUGUUUCAAGAGAUUGCUAAGAUCAAUGCUGAGGCUGUGAAAGGAUUGCAGCCAAAGAUCAGCAUUUGGAGCAAUGGAAGCGGCCGGGAGGCGGCCGAUGGAUCAGGGAGCAGCAACGCCAUGGCAGAAGUUGCCGGAGUGUACCGGAUGUUGCCACCAUUGUUUAAGACAGUCCAUGAGCAAACAGGAAUGCUACCUCCAGCAUGGAUGGGAUCAUUAACUGAUGGAAGUGCCAAUUGAGGAUUUAGAUUCAGCUACAUAUGUGAUUGUUUGUGCCUAUAUGGAAUAAAUAUGAAUGUGUUAUAUGUAAAUGCAUAAGAAGUUACUGUUACUUCAAAGCUGUUGAUUUCUUGAUUUCUU
Molecule: messenger RNA, 1605 nt
Organism: Nelumbo nucifera (sacred lotus)
Lineage: Eukaryota; Viridiplantae; Streptophyta; Magnoliopsida; Proteales; Nelumbonaceae
Product: flotillin-like protein 4
Cellular component (GO): plasma membrane; plasma membrane raft
Source: RefSeq, a predicted model, not a curated record